This is a messenger RNA of Vanessa atalanta (red admiral), 1299 nucleotides long. RefSeq names its product cysteine synthase 1-like. The transcript has a single exon. Gene Ontology annotation, cellular component: cytoplasm. The record is from RefSeq and is a predicted model, not a curated record. The coding region runs from base 132 to 1106 and encodes 324 amino acids. NCBI's taxonomy places the organism in Eukaryota, Metazoa, Arthropoda, Insecta, Lepidoptera, Nymphalidae.
UUAUCUUGUCUGCCUUCAAUGAUUUUUAACGAUGGUUUAAAUAGACUUACGAGCAAUACUUCGCAUCAGUAUUAUUUGUGACACUAAUGUAAUAACAUAUUGUUCAUAUUUAUUAUUAAUUAACUGUUAAUAUGGCACAGAAUGGAGUCGAAAAUGAAAUCAAGGCCUCUGCUUUGGAACUUAUCGGGAACACACCUAUAGUCGCCCUCGACAGGCUCUGGCCGGGACCAGGUCGUAUUCUUGCGAAAUGUGAAUUCAUGAAUCCUGGAGCAUCUAUCAAGUGCCGUUCAUCACUUCAUAUGAUAGAAAAGGCUCGUGAAAACGGUGAUCUAAAACCCGGUGCGCCUGUCCUUGAGGUAACAUCUGGAAAUCAGGGAUGCGGCCUAGCUGUCGUAUGUGCAGUACUUGGGCAUCCAUUGACACUUACCAUGUCUAAGGGUAAUAGUGUACAGCGAGCUAUACAUAUGGAAGCUCUCGGUGCGAAGUGUGUUAGAGUACCUCAAGUCGAAGGUUCUUACGGCAACGUGACCUUGGCCGAUGUAAAAGCAGCCGAAGCGGAGGGCUUAAGAUUAGUCGAACAAACAGGUGCAUAUUACGUUAAUCAAUUUAACAAUACCAUGAACGCAGAUUCACAUUACUGCAACACUGGACCUGAAAUCUGGAGACAAACUGGACAGCAUGUUGAUGCGUUUAUAGCAACAGUCGGUACCGCUGGCACGUUUGCUGGAACUUCUAAAUAUCUAAAGGAAAAAAAUAGUAAUAUUAAGUGUUUCGUUGUCGAACCAGCAGGUUCCGAGCCAAUUAAGGGUUGUCCCAUUACAAAACCAUUACACGUUCUACAAGGAUCCGGAUAUGGAUGUGUUCCUAAUUUAUUUAACUUUGAGAAUAUGGACGAAACUAUUAGCAUUACUGACGACGAAGCGAAACAUUUUAUGAAACUUAUUGGUGAGAAGGAAGGUUUAUAUGUGGGAUACACGAGUGGGGCCAAUGUCGCGGCGGCAGUGAAGCUGUUAGAGUCAGGAAAGUUGCCGAAUGACGCUUGGGUCGUGACCCUUCUGAAUGAUAGUGGAUUAAAGUACACCCCAGUGCCUGCUGAGCUGACAUAAUAUAAAAUAUUUAUAACUGACGUGUAAAUUUGACUUGUAAUUAAUGAAAGUAUAUUAUUUAUUCGCAUAUACUGUAAACUGUAACUUCAUUUAAGAUAGCAAUUUGUUUAUUUAAUAAUUAAGAUAAAACAUUUAUAAAUGUAUCUACAUAGAGAUUCUAAGAACUCAUACUGUCUAAAAAAAUAAAGAUUUA